UUUGCCCUAAAUCAGACCCGUCUUUUGCUCUCAAUCUCCUAUCGCCGUCUCCCUAUCUCUCGCCAGCGUUUUCAAUCUCGUCGUUCUUCGCUUUCAGGUCUUACAUAAAUGAGGGGAAGAAGCUACACCCCAUCACCACCACCUAGAGGUUAUGGCAGAAGGGGAAGGAGCCCUAGUCCCAGAGGUCGCUAUGGUGGACGUUCCAGAGAUGGCCCAACUAGCCUUUUAGUUCGUAAUCUUCGCCGCGAUUGUCGGCCUGAAGAUCUGCGAAGGCCAUUUGCGCAAUUUGGCCCUCUUAAGGACAUCUAUUUGCCAAGAGAUUACUACACUGGUGACCCACGUGGCUUUGGUUUUGUCCAAUACAUGGAACCUGAUGAUGCUGCUGAAGCUAAGUAUCAGAUGGAUGGCCAGAUUCAUCAAGGUCGGCAGCUGACUGUUGUUUUUGCUGAGGAGAACAGGAAGAAGCCUUCUGAAAUGAGAGCUAGGGAGCACAGGGGUGGACGUAAUAAUGACCGGAGACGUUCUCCUCCUUGGUAUUCUUACUCCCCUCGCUACUCACGUUCUCCACCAUCCAGGUACCCAAGAUCACGCAGCCGCGAGUACUACUCUCCUAAGAGAAAAGGAGGAUACUCAAGGUCUGCCUCGCCUGAGGAGAGGAGGUACAGCCGGGAGAGGUCAUACUCCCGUUCUCCACCAGUGAGAGAACGCUCUCCACCUUACAAUGGGUCAAGGAGCCGUAGUCAAACCCCAGUGAGGGAGCAAUCACCGCCAUACUCCAGGAGUCGCAGCAGAAGUCCCGUUAGGCGGGGGCGUUCUCCGCAAAGCAGAAGCAGGAGCCCUAACAAUGGAAGCAGGGGUAGACACUUUGAUCAACAGGAUUAUCCAAGGGCCGGCCCAGAGAGGGAUGGGUCUCCAAGAAACUGAACUCUCUUUAUUAGACUCUUUGUAGUAGGCAUGGUUGUCUUUCGAGCUAUAUUUUGCUUCUGUAGUGGCGUUGUACUUUGAUGUCGUCCAGGGUUCUCUACUCUAGAAUACAAUGUUUUUUUUUUUUUUUUGGGUGUGUGAUCUGACUUAUUAUAUGCACAAAGGAUUUAUGGAUUGUUUGGUGUAAACUUUGUUGUGCAAAA
Molecule: messenger RNA, 1127 nt
Organism: Ipomoea nil (Japanese morning glory)
Lineage: Eukaryota; Viridiplantae; Streptophyta; Magnoliopsida; Solanales; Convolvulaceae
Product: serine/arginine-rich SC35-like splicing factor SCL30A
Exons: 6
Coding region: 109-924 (271 amino acids)
Biological process (GO): mRNA splicing, via spliceosome
Cellular component (GO): cytoplasm; nuclear speck
Molecular function (GO): RNA binding
Source: RefSeq, a predicted model, not a curated record